UUAAAUAAUUUUCAAAAGUUUAACAAUUAAUUUUCAAAAUUGUGUACUGUAAAAAAACAGAAGAAACGAAGCAUUACGAAUUCAAAAUCGUCAGUUAUUUGUCUUAAACUAGUGGAUUUUCUUUUAAAUUAUUUGGAAGUUAAUAAAAUCGUAAUAUUUGAUGUUUACCAACAACAUGUUUAAAAUUCAAUGGGCUCCAAUUAAUAUACCACCAAGAAGACGACUGCAAACAUUUUUUAUCGGAAUUUACGUGUUAAGUUUGUUUAUGUUCGGAUUAUAUUCGUACCUGAUUUGUGGACUCGUAAUUUAUUUUGGAAACAUUUAUUUGAAAGCGUUGUUUAUAACAUAUGUCUUUUGGAUUUUGUAUGAUAAAAAUCGGAUCCAUAACUGUAAUCGAGGUCCGGGUGUAAGAUGGAUGAGAGACAGUUUCUUUGGGAGGCAAAUUCGAGAAUAUUUUCCAGUUGAAUUGGUGAAAACGGCUGAGCUACAUCCAAAUAAGAAUUAUCUUUUGGCAUGCUUUCCACAUGGAGUUAUAAGUUUUGGCUUCUUUACAAACAUGUGUUCCGAUAUAACUAAAUGGAAUGCAUUAUUUCCAAAAGUUCGAGUUCAUCUGGCAACACUUGGAAUGCAUUUUAAUUCACCAUUUUGGCGCGAAGUUAUACGAUCAUGGGGAAUGAUUUCUGUCGGUAGAGAUUCUCUUUUAAGACAUCUCAAAAUUUCAAACGAUCCGGAUGCGCCUGUAAACAGCGAUGGUUAUUGUGCUAGUGCUGUCGCUGUUAUAGUUGGUGGCUCUGAAGAAGCUUUGGAUGCAAGACCUGGCAAUUAUGUUUUAACACUCAAGAACCGAAAGGGAUUCAUUAAGGUUGCAAUGCAGUCAGGUGCUGCUAUUGUCCCAGUGUUUUCAUUUGGUGAAAAUGACUUAUUCGAUCAAAUCAAAAACCCUCCACAAUCGAAAGUAAGAAAAAUACAAAAUUUCAUAAAAGAAAAAACAGGCAUACCACCUUUAAUGGUUCUAGGCAGGGGAUUUUUCCAGUAUAGUUUUGGUCUCAUCCCACAACGUAAACGCAUUGUUCAAGUUGUUGGUUCCCCAAUUGAUGUACCCCAAUGCAGUGAUCCGGAACAAGAAGUUGUUGAGAAAUAUCACAGAAUAUUCAUGGAAAGUUUGAAUAGUCUUUUCGAGACACACAAAAGAAAGUACAUAGAAAAUGCAGAUGAAAUCAAAUUAAGUUUUAAAUGAGGUUUUGGAGUUAAAGAUAACGCAGUAUUGAUGUUGUAAUAGUCUCAGUUGUAAAAAGUAUAAUCACAUAUAUUUUCAUUAAAAUCGAGAUUUUUAAAAAAGUGA
Eupeodes corollae is the source of this 1342-nucleotide messenger RNA. RefSeq names its product diacylglycerol O-acyltransferase 2-like. The transcript has 6 exons. Gene Ontology annotation, cellular component: endoplasmic reticulum membrane. The record is from RefSeq and is a predicted model, not a curated record. Gene Ontology annotation, molecular function: diacylglycerol O-acyltransferase activity. Bases 161 to 1237 code for a protein of 358 amino acids. Gene Ontology annotation, biological process: triglyceride biosynthetic process. NCBI's taxonomy places the organism in Eukaryota, Metazoa, Arthropoda, Insecta, Diptera, Syrphidae.